Molecule: messenger RNA, 1116 nt
Organism: Chironomus riparius
Lineage: Eukaryota; Metazoa; Arthropoda; Insecta; Diptera; Chironomidae
Source: the annotation of a GenBank genome assembly
AUGUUAACAAGAGUAAUUCUCUCAAUUAACAUUAUCAUUUUUCUGUGGAAUUUGAAUCAUGUGUUUGGUCAAUUUGCAACAAAUUUCAAGUGCAAUGAGAGUAAGCAGUCAGAUGAGUAUGUGAGAGAUGUCAAAAUUUAUAUCAACGAAGUUUCAGAGUAUUUAAAUUCAAAAUCAACACGAGUAGUGGAUUUGAGCACGAUUGGUCUUGGAUUUUUAAGUGAUGGAGAUUUUAUUGGCAGUUCCUAUCGUCACAUUUCAUCCCUAAAUUUAUCUCGAAAUGUUGUUAAAUCUAUCAGUUUUGGGUUGAUUUUGCGCUACCCAAAUCUACAGGAGUUGGACUUGAGUCAAAACUGCCUUACAUCUCUCGACGUAAAACAUCGAAUAAUUUUCAGAAAUCUCUCAUCGCUCAAUGUGAGCAGAAAUUCAAUUACAAACAUUCAUCCGUUCACAUUCUCAAAUGUAUCGCUCGAAGUUGUUGACCUAUCGCAUAAUCAUCUCAUAAGAUUUUUGGCAGCAGACUUCGAAAUACGGCAACUGUAUAUAAAUGAUAAUAAGUUAACACAAAUUGAAAUUGAUUCAGGACAUCGUAAAGAGCUGAAGAUUCUCGAUACGAGCAAUAAUAACCUCAAGAUAGUUCAAAUCAAUGUCGAUUUGAGUAAUUUGAUUCUGUCCAACAAUCAACUUACAAUGGAUGAAUAUUUUCGAAUCAGAAAUGUUUACGGAACAUUAGACAUGUCGAGGAAUUAUAUCAGUGAAUUCAAUUGGAAAUUCAUAAGUUGCGUCACAAAUCUUGACAUCUCCCACAAUCAAUUCACAACAUUUCAUGUUGAAUGUCCAUCGAAACGUUUUCAACGAAUAAAGAGGCUUAAUUUAAAUGGAAACUUUUUAUGUAACUUCAAUGAUGCACAAAAUAUAACGAAAUGCUUUCCAAACUUGAAAUUCAUCAGCAUAAUGCACAAUCGAUUGAAUAAGAUUCAAAAAAUCAACAUCAAAAGUACACUCUCCAAAUUGAAAGUAAAGUCACAAAUGUUCGAUUAUGAUGUUCAUCCAAUAACUUUAUGCGAUGAUGAUGAUUGUGAUGCAUUCAAUAUUUUCUUUAAAAAAUUUGAAUGA